This is a messenger RNA of Morchella importuna, 483 nucleotides long. RefSeq lists its product as uncharacterized. The record is from RefSeq and is a predicted model, not a curated record. Gene Ontology annotation, biological process: protein histidyl modification to diphthamide. The coding region runs from base 1 to 483 and encodes 160 amino acids. The transcript has a single exon. Gene Ontology annotation, molecular function: metal ion binding. NCBI's taxonomy places the organism in Eukaryota, Fungi, Ascomycota, Pezizomycetes, Pezizales, Morchellaceae.
AUGACUCGCCUCCAAACACACUACGAUAUUCUCUCUCUCCCUCCCACCACUCCCUCGACCCCCCUCACACCAAAUAUUCUCAAAAAGGCUUACCACCGUGCCCUUCUCCUGCACCAUCCUGACAAAACCCUGUCCCCAAGUACCAAGGCUGAAUUCACGGUCGACCAGAUCACAACUGCAUACAAUGUUCUGUCGACGCCGCAUCUGCGAGCUGAGUAUGAUAAAAAACUUGGUGCAAUGAAUGAGGAGACGGGUGAUGAUGGGAAGGUUCUGCAGGUUGUGGACUUGGACGAUUUUAUAGAGAGGGAGGAGGGAAGGUGGACCAAGAGCUGUAGAUGUGGGGAGGAAGAGGGAUACGUGGUAACAGAAGAGGACUUAGAGGCCGGUGAUGAUGUGGUCGGGUGUUGUGGCUGUAGCUUAUGGUUGAAAGUGGGGUAUGAGAUUCUUGAGGACGAAGAUGAAAACGUUACGGGGCAGAAAUAA